AUGGCCGCCUUUGAGGACUGUUGUCAGGAAUUUCUUCAAAUGUUUGGCUUAAAUAAAUUUAAAAAUACACAAAUAAUAGCUUUAAAAGAUCUGCUAUUGGGCAAAGAUGUGUUUGUCAACCAACCAACUGGUCCAGGGAAGUCUUUGAUAUUUCAAGCCUUUCCAAUUCUUUUUGAUAUGGUGAAACGUUCUCCGUCGAGAAGCAACACUAUUGUACUUGUGAUCUCCCCACUUGUUUCACUUAUGCAGGAUCAAGUUUCUUUCCUCAAAAGCAAAGGAAUCCGUGCUGCAUAUAUUGGAGAAGAACAGGCCGAUGAACGUGUUAAAAAGGAUGUAGAAAAUGGAACAUUUCAACUCGUAUACGGCUCUCCAGAGUCUUUUCUUCAAAAUCAACACUGGCGAAAGGUGCUUGCAACGGAUGUAUACCAUAACAAUGUGAAAUUAAUAGCUGUGGAUGAAGCGCACUGCAUUUCUGACUGGGGAUUUUCUCCUCGAAAAGGCGAAAAGAUAUUCCACGUUUGGUUUAGCAGGAUUAACGAAUUGCGAUCAAUUGUUCCCGGUGGUGUCCCCUUGGUUGCAUUGACAGCAACUGCUACAAAAAGAACAAGGGAAUGCAUCAUGCAUGCACUAGAAAUGAAGAAUGCAACUAUUAUAAAAUAUUUCCCUGAUAAGCCCAACAUUACGUAUUCUGUUCAAAUUGUUGGCACCAAAACAUUGGAAACGUUCCACUCACUUAUUGCAGAGGUUGAACAACAGGGAGCAGCAUGUGAUCGAGUUAUUAUUUACUGCCAAACAAUUAAAAUAACAACCAUGAUUUAUGCACAUUUUCAAGCAGAAUUAGGACAAAAUAUGUACAAGGGUAAUAUAGAAGACCCCAAGAAUCGCCUUGUUGAAAUGUUCCAUGCUCGUACUGAUGAACUUAAUAAGUGUCACAUCCUGGUUGUUUACCAUUUACAAGGAAAACCCAUCCGGUUUGAAAUUGUGCUAAUGGUAAGCAAAAUUUCGGAUAGAAAAUCCCAUUCGGAUUAUGCGCUUUCCAUUUAGAGUGACUGACAGGAAGGCACUGAAGGGUUGUUUACCAUUUACAUGGAAAACCCAUUUGGUCUGAAUUAAAUUGCGAAGAGCCUGGAACUGGUGUAAAAAUAAAAAAGAUGUAAAUGGAACAAAAUUCACCAGUUGAAACGUUCCAAUCGGUAAGAGAGGACAACCUUUUCAAACAAACCGUUUAUUCCAGAAAAAUUCCGGUUGGGCCGUCGAAAUAUGCUUGUUCCAUUUACUUUCCGUAUGGAAUCACCGGAAUUUCCAUGUAAAUGGUAAACAACCCCUGUCUUCCUUUGCACAUGAAAAUGGUUGUAUACGUGUAUUGAUUGCAACAAUUGCAUAUGGAAUGGGCAUUGAUUGUAAGGCUGUUAAGACAAUCAUUCAUUAUGGCCCAUCUCGGAAUUUGAAAGCAUAUUUACAAGAAAGUGGACGAGCUGGUAGAGAUCAAAUUUCUCAGUGUCAAGCAAUAAUAUUGUACAACAAUGUAAUGCUCAAAUACUGUGAUGAAGAUAUUGUUGCCAACAAAAGUGUAUCUGUGAUGUUGGGUGUGGCAGUUUACUAUUGUUUUCAAAAUUGCAUAAUGACUGUAAGACAGUGUCAAGAUCAAGAAAUAUAAGUGAUGAGCAGAAAUCAAUCCUUACAUGUAAACUGGAAUAUCUCAAGCAAUACUAUCUCGGUCGGCUUGUUAAUUCAGAUGAAAGCUUUCAUGGUCAUUUACUUACUCCGAUUAAUUUUAUAUGUAGCUUUAAUGACAUACAGGAAAGCCAAGUACUACAGCAUUGCACAAAAUUGUUCACAUUGCAUGACAUCUAUUCAUAUAUUGACAUUUGGGAACCAGAUGUUUGCCAUGAUGUUUGCAAUGAUGUUUGCCAUUACACUUAAUUUUUGGAGAUGUUGAUUAUAAAGAAUGCACAACUUCAAAUGAUGAAUCUACUGAAAUUCAAUGUGCUCAAGUUCAAGAAAUGAUGGAUGCAUGGCAUCUGACAUCAGAUGAUGAACUUUUAUUGGAAUUUCCAGAUGAAUUUUCCAAUUUAUCAGAUGAGCAUUGA
This is a messenger RNA of Paramuricea clavata, 2090 nucleotides long. The record is from the annotation of a GenBank genome assembly. NCBI's taxonomy places the organism in Eukaryota, Metazoa, Cnidaria, Anthozoa, Malacalcyonacea, Plexauridae.